Messenger RNA from Verruconis gallopava, 1011 nucleotides. RefSeq lists its product as uncharacterized. Bases 125 to 784 code for a protein of 219 amino acids. Lineage: Eukaryota; Fungi; Ascomycota; Dothideomycetes; Venturiales; Sympoventuriaceae. The record is from RefSeq and is a predicted model, not a curated record. The transcript has a single exon.
AAACACUCGAUUGCAACAUUUUAAACAAAGUUUCUUCCAGGCCCCAGCGCAGCUUAAAAACACUUGCGAUACGACUGCUCACACCUCAACGUCAAAGCUAACCAUAUAAAAUCUUACAAACAAAAUGAUGCGCCCAUCGUCCAUCCUUGUCUCUCUGGCCCUGCUCACUUCCGCGACUCUUGCAGAUGAUGGCCAAUACCAUCCGGACCAAUACGGUGCCGGCACUACAACCGGGACCGCUACAGCUACACUUCGAACAUAUACAGCCCAAGCCUACGGAACGGCUACAACAUCCCCCACUACAGUUGUCGCCUCACAGCUAGACAAGACAUCUGGCGCUGGCUCCCAGGUCACAGCGACUGCAUCCGAGAAUGAUGCUACGGCAACAGCGGGUUGGGAAUCGCAAGUCACAUGGCCGGCCGGCUGCGAAGAGUGGGCAAACCCAUGCCCAAGCGGUGCACACAUCUCCGGCGGCAGCAUUGCGGGCUACACCAAUGGAUUCACCUCAUUCCUUACCGAGACAAACAGCAAUGGCGUGAUUACCGGUAUGCCAUCGAAGGCUACAAUUCCGGCCGGUGUGCAGACUACCAGCAUUUCAGCCACGACGCUGUUGACCGCUACCUCAACGAGCAACUCCACAAGCGCGCCGUCAAGCGCGAGCAGCACGCAGAGCGGCUUCACUACCGGCACCAGCUCUGCGCAGCAGAGCAACGGGGCGGGCAUCAACACGGUAUCCGCGUUUUCGAUGCUCUUGGUUGUUGCUGCAGUUGCUAGUCUAUACUAGCGAAUCAAAAAUCUACUUUGAAUUGGAUGGGCUUUUGGGUUUGUUAGGCCCAGGAAUAGCAAGGCGUUCUUAAGGAAAGCUAUGUUUGAAAUGAGAACAUGAUAAACGUUAUGACCAUGGUUUGGCGUUGGCUGGGAAAUGAAUUGGCGAUGUAGGUUAGUAUCAUGGAGGCAUAGAUCGACGCAACAGAUGAACGAUAUGUAAAUAUGUAGAAAUAUUCAAAGCCU